Molecule: messenger RNA, 699 nt
Organism: Lactuca saligna
Lineage: Eukaryota; Viridiplantae; Streptophyta; Magnoliopsida; Asterales; Asteraceae
Source: the annotation of a GenBank genome assembly
AUGGCUUUCAUUUGUGGUUCUCCCCAUACCCAAGAAGAAGAUGAUUACGAUGUGCUUUGGCCAUUUCCUUCCACAUCUCCAAGAAAACCAACUAAAAGAGGACUCGUUUUCCGAGGCAGCCGAAGAAGUAAAAACCCAACAAACCCAUACGCAGAUCGUGGACUUGACACAUUUGAGGCACUUUUAGCUGAUCUUGCUCACAAAAGACAGGAGAUUUUGACACAGAAAGGGUCAGAAGAUGUCUCCAUGGUUAAGUUCGUUUACAGAAGCCCCGACGAAGUUAAACCUAUUGUGGUCAAGUUACGCGGUAAAAGAAAACAAGAUGACACGAGCUCAUUAGAGAAUACUCCAGAAAGGGAACAUCAAAAAGAUGAUGCUUUUGUUAAAGAGCAUAAUGAUGGUAAUGAAUCUGAAGAAGGUAAAAUAGUAAAAACAUUGAUUGGUGAUCCUAAGAAGAAGAUUAUGUUUGAUCCAUGGAUAAGAAAGCUCGGAAUGGGGUGGAAACCUUCCUAUUAUUUCCCAUUGUUUCUGAUCUUGAUCUUAGUAUUAUUAAUGUUUACUGGUCGGUCUUUUGCGAUCUUAUGCACUUCUCUUGGUUGGUAUUGGGUGCCCAUGAUUAUCGACUCAUUAGAUAAAUCAAAGCAGGGGACGAAGAUCACAAAGAGACAGUAUAUAAAAAAAGCCAAGGCGAAUCGAUAA